UGUGUUUCUCAAGGAGUGCAUCCACACGCGCGCUUCGUAGCCUUCGAUGACUCGUGCGCAGUGACGUUCUCGAGGCCGCAGGAGGACCGCCUUCCCAGACUCGAGCGACGGCGCGUGAAAGCUGGGUCAUAUGAGCUCGCUAGAGCGACUUUAUUAAUCUGUACGCUUCAUUUUCCUGUUAUGCCAUCGGUUCGUAAAUAAACCAGAUAUAAGUUGUACACGAAAUAUGUGGUACUAGAAGCUAAAUACUUAGCCUCAACGUUCCAGAAAUAAGAAGAUACAUUCCAGAAGAUACAUUCAUAUGCGUCUAUGACUGCCAUUUUGUGAUAUAAACAUGGUGCAAUAACUAUAGACACUAUAGACAUCAGUGCAAAUAUUGGAUUAUCAAUAGUACUCAACAUCAGUUUGUCAUAUUCUAAAACAAUCCACAGACUACUCAUUUAAAUGUUAUGUGAUUCUUAAGCGUCGUUCCCCUCAAUAGACUGCUACUAGAUAAGGUUCAUAUUAACCCCAUCACCCAAGCCGAGCCUGACAAGCUCGUCACAGAUGACAGGUCCAUCUGGUUUGUGAUAUGUAGUCGAUGAUAGUAGCUGAUAAGUAACGAGUGCCGAUAACUCGGAACGCACCGAUAAACAGUAAACAUUUCCCUUUUUUGUUACUUAUCACCGUCAUUGUUUCAUAAUGAAGCUGAAGCCAUAAGGAAGCAUGCUAGGCACAAAUCCAGGGAUGGGGUGGUUACGUUUCACACUUAUGGGAGAUUAAGAGACAUUCACAUCCUGAUAUUUUGCACAAAAAGUGAUACAAGAAAGCCAGAGGGUCUUGCAUGGCUGUGAGAUAACAUCCAGAUCUGCGGAUGUCGCCAUGCUCGUAUCAAAACUCACUGCUCUAGUGUUCGGCCUUCUGGUUGUCCUCGUCUCCUUCUCGUUCGGGGCGGCGAUCAGGGGCGCGUCGGGCCUCCCACACAGCAGCCUCAGGAGGGUCAAGUCCCCGGUGUCUCAGAACAAAGUUAUACGGCCUGCCGAAGACCAUGGGGAAGCAGCGAUUAAAGAAGAGCCGCGAGGUCUGGACUUAACCUUGGACAUGAAAAUGACGGACAACGGAAACGGUAGAUAUGACAGCGCUGCAAUCUUACUUUCCAAACAGCCGGGAGAUAAUGGCUACACGGCGGAGGAAAGCGUUACGAAGGAACUGGUCAGAAGUGGAGAAAGACUGACCUCUAGCUCCAUGACUGACGAAGUCCUAACAGCGAAAGUUAAGACUCACGUGAGAAAAGAAGUCAGUAAGAAUAAAGUCCCUCUCCUUUCCUCGACUGAGAGUCUCCAGAAAUCAGAAGAAUCUUCGUUGGCCCCAGAAGACGCCAUGUUUCCUACAACAGGAAAGAGAAUAAAGGUGGAAAAGGGUGAUGGGGUUAAAGGCGACACCCUUUCGUCACAUUCGAAGAACAGGUGCGAGUUCAGGUCGACGCCACCUGAGGUAGUCUUCCCAGAUGCGUUCGAAGAAUUUUCUAAGUCGAUGAAAGCAAGCCUCAGCCGCAAUGACGAACCUGAAGACGUGUUCCUCGACAGCCUCCUUCCUGACGGAUGCCACUACAUGGAGAGGCAGAAGAAGAAAGUCAUGUGCACCGGAUCCAACAUGACGUCCAUCCCCGAGUUCGACCACGCGAGGAACAUCGAAACACUGCACUUCAGCGGGACGUCCAUCGUACAGGUGACCAACCUCGACCCCCUCCCGAGAUCCCUCAAGGGGCUCUACUUCUCCAACGGCAUGCUCAAGGUCUUUGACGGCAGGAACCUCAACAGGGUGUCUGGGCUCGAGGUCCUCUCCCUCGACGCCAACUUCAUCAACAGCUGGAGCUUCGUCACCACCUUCUACUCCAUGGGCGGCUUCGCUGAGCAGAACACCAUCAAAUUGCUCGACAUUCAAAGCAACCAUAUAACUUAUCCACCUCAGCCGGUCGGGGACAACGAGACAGUAUUGCCUUUCCUGGAGACUUUCGUGCUGAACGAUAACCCCUUGUGUUACUUGCCAGACACGCUCUUCAAGCCUCUUAGGAACAGUAAUGUCACCAGGCUUUAUCUGAAGAACUGCAACAUCAACGAAUUUUACGGAUCUCCCUUAUCCUACUUACCAAACUUGGAAAUCUUGGACCUCACGAACAACAGGGCCAUUAACGAAACCGAGCUGAGGGACCUUCUGAUGCCUCUUGGCCGCCUGAAGGAACUGUACCUCGGUAACAACAACUACCCGACCGUCCCUACCAGAGCACUCUCCUUGGUGAACGGCACGCUACAGAAGCUGGACCUCCAUUCCUCGACCUUCACAUGCCUCGACAACUCUUCAUUUCCAGUGAUGCCGAUCCUGACGCACCUCAACCUCAUGUACUGCAGGAUCAACGCGAUCCGGGAAUACACAUUCCAGGGAUUCCCGAUGCUGCAGGAACUGAACUUGGACGGGAACAGCCUCACCACAGUCCCCCCGGAGGUGCUGCUUCCCUCGUUGCAGACCCUGACGCUGAGCGACAACCCGCGCGCCAACGGCAACGACGGCGACCAGCGCUUCACCAUGGACGACGUCAGCUUCCGGAACAUGGUCAACCUCAAGACGAUCACCUUAAAUCAGGUCAUAAUGGAAAAGAUAGAGAGCUCUUACUUCAAUGACCUGUACAAUCUCGAGGAACUUUUUCUAACGGGAUGUGGCAUAAAAACCAUCGAAAACUUCAGCUUCAUUCGCUCUCGCCCGAUAGUGUUUCGGACACUCGAGAAAUAGACAUGUUUUUAGAGAGCAUCAGAGCCCCUUCGCCUCUCAUUCCUUGGCUGUCCAAGAUACGAAGGAACGCGAGGGCCGUGGGAACCCGAGAAUGGGAGGAGGAGAAUCUGCAGAAGAAAAUUAUAGCAACUUUGCCCUUCAGCGACCUCGUAAACCUGAGGACGCUCAACCUCUCCGAAAACAAGAUCAUUCAAAUCUCACCCGAAUUAUUCCACAACCUCACGAACCUCCUGUUUCUCGACAUCAACAACAACAGGCUGAUGACCUGGGACGAGCCGGUGUUCGGGUCCAUCCCCAACCUAACGGAGCUCCACCUGAGGAUGAACUUGCUCGAUGGCAUCACCGACGCGAUGGAGGAGGACUUCCGGAAAGAGAGCCUCAAACUCGUCGACCUCCAAAACAACAGCUUCAAGUGCGACUGUAGCCUGAGCAAGUUCAAUAGGUCGCUCAACACAUCGAACUUCCUGAACUGGCCUUAUCAGUGCACGGAGGGGGAGGCAGACGUGGACAUGGAGGAAUACAUUGCGAGGGCGCCGUGUAACUUUGCUACCCAGCCGCAGGGCCACGUUCGGGUGCGGACCAUCGUCAUCGCCUUCCUUCUCUCGGGCUUGCUCCUGGUGGCCUCCGUCAUGGUCUACAGAAAGCGAUGGUAUGUGCGCUACUUCGUGUACACCGUGAGGAUGAGAGCAAAGGUCACGCAUGAUGAAGCCGACAAGUACCUGUACGACACCUUCGUCUGUUACUCGCAGACGGACCGCCAGUGGGUGUUCGAGCACCUGGUGGCCAAGCUGGAGGACGGAGGGAGGUACCGAGUGUGUAUCCACGAGCGAGACUUCACAGUUGGCCAAGAGAUAACAGAAAACAUUAUCAGUAGUGUCGAACGGUCACGCAAGGUCGUAGUGGUUCUGUCGCCGUCCUUCAUCAGGAGCAGCUGGUGCAUGUUCGAACUCCAGAUGGUCAGCAACAAGAUCCUCGACGAAAGGAAAUCCAAACUGAUCAUGCUGCUUCUGGAGCGCAUCCCGGAGGAGGAGCAGCCCAAGAAACUGAAGUACUUGCUCAAGACGAGAACCUACAUCGAGUGGGUUCCGGACCUCGAGAGUCAAAAGCUCUUCUGGGCAAGGUUGCUGAGAGCCAUAGCCAAGCCUUCGGAUAGUGAGGCCAUCGCAGCGUCGACGAAGUUAUAGCUGAGGCUCUGAGUGAAGUCCUGACUCCUGUUUACAUAUAGUGUUUGCUUUUAAAGGUGACUAAACUGUGUUAUUGGUAAAACAUUCCGUUUUGGAACCUGAACAGGCUGCCUCUGUGGAAUGUCUGAACUACUCCAAGAGAGCUUAUAGACAUCGUGUAUGAUAUUCCUAUUAAUCUUUGGUUCUCUUGUGAGUUUUGUUGUAUAAACAGUGAAGUCUUGUAUGAUAA
This is a messenger RNA of Penaeus monodon (black tiger shrimp), 4179 nucleotides long. RefSeq names its product toll-like receptor 13 (gene Toll-9). NCBI's taxonomy places the organism in Eukaryota, Metazoa, Arthropoda, Malacostraca, Decapoda, Penaeidae. Gene Ontology annotation, cellular component: membrane. The record is from RefSeq and is a predicted model, not a curated record. Gene Ontology annotation, molecular function: transmembrane signaling receptor activity; protein binding. Gene Ontology annotation, biological process: toll-like receptor signaling pathway; immune response.